Amorphotheca resinae ATCC 22711 is the source of this 2023-nucleotide messenger RNA. RefSeq lists its product as hypothetical. NCBI's taxonomy places the organism in Eukaryota, Fungi, Ascomycota, Leotiomycetes, Helotiales, Amorphothecaceae. The transcript has a single exon. The coding region runs from base 238 to 1905 and encodes 555 amino acids. The record is from RefSeq and is a predicted model, not a curated record.
ACGGUGGUGUGCUCGAAGCUGCUCCAUGCCUGACUCUACACGGUUAAUUCUUCUCCCUCAAGAUCUGACUGAGAGUGAAGCUAUCCCCCCUUUAUCGACCCAGGAACCGUGAACCGGAACGUCGAAUCCUUCCCUUUCCCCUUCCCCUUCCCCUUCCCCUUCCCCGCAUCUACAGCCAGAGCCAGAAUCCCCUACCCCGACCCCCCCAAGUCGACAACACCAGAGGCUCAGUUCAAGAUGGGCCCGACUGCAGGAAUCCUCUAUGUGACUAUGCAACCCAAGCCUUCCCUCUCCCUCUCGCAGUUCCACGACUGGUACAACAACGAACAUGGCCCGACCCGCCUGCGCCUCCCCUUUUUCACAAAUGGGUUUCGCUACCGUGCCAGCGAUGUCUCAGAGGGUGCUACUGAAGAGAAGCCAGAAUGGAUGGCCAUCUACGAUAUCACGGACAUGGAUACCAUGAUGCAGACCCCCUAUCUGCGUCUGCGAGACCCACCCGUGAAAAGUCAGCGCGAAGCCGAUACCAUGGCGCAGAUUAGCGUUGUGCGGAAGCUAUAUGACUUCGUGGAGAGCCGUGAGAGCAAGGACUUUAAGAAGUUGGAAGAGGUGCAGAACGAAGGGCAGGGUAAUGUUAUGGUCGCCGUGUUUAUAACUUUGUACCCCGGUGCAGACAAGAAAGCUCAAUUAGAUAAGUGGUACAGGGAGGAGCAUAUCGAAAUGCUUUCAAAAGUGCCAGGUUGGUUAAGAACAAGGAGAUUCGUGACAAGCAGUGUUGAUUCCAAAUCUCCUGUCGAAUACCUCGCCCUGCAUGAGUACAGUCCGAAGAAUGGACUCGGUGGGCCAGAGUUCCAAGCUGCUGUUUCAACCAAGUGGAAUGACGAAGUCAUGUCGAACACAGUCAGGUCGAAGAAGCGGAGGGUUUAUGAUUUAUACUACACGUUUGGCCCCGCCCCCAGACAUCUCGCCCCGAACCUCUCAUCCUGGGAACUGUCUGACCCCGAGAGUUCGAAAACGAGAACAAUCACACAGUCUGUGGGCGGAGCGGGAGCCAUUGAAUCUUGGGUCACGACCAAAGAUGGCGUCGAGCUUCCUUACCGCCUCGAAGGCUCCCCUGAUCCUAAUGCACCUUUAAUAAUACUCAGUAAUUCUAUUCUCACCACAUACGGUAUCUGGGACGGUUUCCUCGCCUCCUUUUUCUCUCGUCCGGAGAACAAAAAAUACCGCGUCGUUCGCUACCUGACUCGAGGUCGGUCCUCGAAAUGUGGUUCACUGCCUGUCACUGUCGACUUGUUGGCCUCCGAUAUCAUCGCUAUACUUGAUGCCCUGAGAGUGAAGAAAGCAGCAGCAGUCAUCGGCGUCUCUCUUGGUGGCGCGACAACUUUGAACACAGCGCUCAAGUAUCCACAACGCGUGGAAGCUUUCGUGAGCUGCGAUACAAGCAGCAAGAGUCCAGCGGGAAACAGCAAAGCCUGGGGUGAUCGGAUCGCCGUUGCUGAGAAGGAAGCCGCUACCAGCUCAUCCGGUGAACCAAUUGUCGGAGAAGAGCUUGCAGAAAUGACGGCGAGACGAUGGUUCGUGAAAGAAAGCUAUGAUGGCGGUGCCUUGGAGAAGAAGUGCCAGGAGGUGAAAGAGAUGGUUGCUACAAAUAGUCUUGCAGGUUUCAAGAAGAGUGUUGAAGCAUUGUUUGCCUAUGACCUGAAGGCCGAAAUGAAGGGGGGCAAGCCGAAGGGGGCUUUUCUGGUGGGCGCCGGAGAUGGCGUUUUGCCUGGGACUAUGAAGGAGAUGGCGGCUGCUUAUGGCGAGAAAGGCGCUGAGUAUCUGGUUAUUGACCAAGCCGGACAUCUGCCUAUGGUCGAGAAGCCGCAGGAAUUUGCGGAACUCGUUACGAAGUUUCUGAGUUCGUAAGGCCUGCAUGGAAUGAUGACCUGAACGAUACAAAUGUUGAAACAUGGGUUCUAGUCCAUUGAGCGAGCGACGUAGAAGGGCGAUAGUCAACAACCGUCGAAAGAACAAAUUUGACCUG